AUUUUAUGGUUGAGAGUGUGAAUAACAUUUUUAAGCCUAACCGUUGAUUGUAUUCAGCGGUUGAGUGGUGUUAAAACUUAAGACGUAAUCCGUAUUUCUUUUCUAGGAUUGUAAUCUAAAUUAAGAUGGCACUGUCAAGAAGAGAUCUUGAAGAAUUAAAACCAUGGAUUGACAAAACUGUUCAAAAGUUCCUUGGAUUUAGUGAACCAACACUGGUAACAGCAGCAAUAAAUUGUCUCUCAAGUGGAUAUGACAAAAGAAAAACUACAGACAAGCUUUCCUCACUGCUGGAUGAGGCGAAAGCUGGAAAACUUGCUGAAAAGCUUUUUGAAACUCUGGAUGAUUUGAAGGUGAAAACCAAGAGCAGAAAAAGACACAAGGAUGAAAUUGAAACUGCUGAUCCAAAAAAGCUCAAAAUUAAAGAAGAAGAAACUCCAAUUCCUGCACCAGGCCAGCCAAGCCCAGGACAGCUAACAGCCAUUCAAAUCAAAGAGAUGAUGGCCAAUGCACAGAGGAUGAUUGAAGAGAGAAAGAAAGCACUCAGUCACCUGAAAUUACAAGAUGCUAUUGCCAAAGUAAAUGCUCAAGUGUCGCCGAUACCUGGAACUGAGCAGUCAGAAAUGAUACCACCUGAAGCUUUAAGUAUACCUGUGGUAACACCCAAGCAACACAUACCAAAUUCUGAGCCAGAUAACAAGACAAAAAUAGCAGAUCUGACAGCUAGAAUUCAAAAUCGACUUGCCAGCCAACCAAAUCUACUUAAUUUAGCAAUUGGGGAUAGGCCUACACCCCUUAUUUUGAAUGAUGAAGGGAGAACAGUUGAUAUUACAGGAAAGGAAGUACAGCUUGUUCAUCGCAUGCCAACUCUAAAGGCUAACAUCAGAGCUCAGAAAAGAGAACAGUUCAAGUUAAGUCAAGAGAAAGUUACUGAAGACAUUACAGAACAGAAUUUCUUUGACCCAAGAGUAAGCAUUAAAAGUUCCCAUCGACCUAAGCGGGGAUUUAAAUUUCAUGAAAAAGGCAAAUUUGAACAUCUUGCUCAACGACUAAGAACUAAGUCACAGUUGGAAAAACUUCAAACAGAAAUAGCCCAUGCAGCCAAGAAAACUGGCAUUUCUUCAGCAACAAAGUUGGCUUUAAUUACUCCAAAGAAAGAAAUUAAAGAGGGGGAAAUUCCAGACCUAGAAUGGUGGGACAGGUACAUCAUCAAAGUCGAGAGUUAUGAAAGUAUUGAGAGGAGUGACAAGCUGAGUGAUGAGAAUUUUGAAGGAAUUACAAAUUUUGUGGAACAUCCUACUCAGAUGAAGGCUCCAACUGAUCCCAUGAAACCCACUCAUUUGCCUGUAUAUCUUACUAAGAAGGAGAGGAAGAAGCUAAGGAGACAGAACAGGAGAGAAGCUUGGAAGGAAAAACAGGAGAAAAUACGUAUUGGAUUAGAACCUCCACCAGAACCAAAAGUAAGAUUAUCCAAUUUGAUGAGAGUAUUGGGAACACAGGCAGUUCAGGACCCCACAAAGAUUGAACAACAUGUGAGAGAACAAAUGGCUAAACGUCAAAAAGCCCAUGAAGAAGCUAAUGCAGCCAGAAAACUAACUGUGGAACAGCGAAGAGAAAAAAAAGUAAAAAAACUGAAAGAAGAUACCAGCCUUGGAGUGCAUGUUACUGUCUAUAGGAUUUUAAACCUAACCAAUCCAGCCAAGAAAUUCAAAGUGGAAAUGAAUUCCAAUCAGUUGUUCAUGACAGGCUGUGUAGUUUUGUACAGAAAUGUUAAUGUUGUUGUAGUAGAAGGAGGACCUAAACAACAGAAAAAGUUCAAACAACUGAUGAUGCAUAGGAUAAAGUGGAAUGAAGAACAAGCAACAAAAGAUGGAACUGAUAAAGGAGAGAAGAUUGACAAUCGAUGUUUGCUUGUAUGGGAGGGUACAGCUAAAAGCCGUAGUUUUGGAGAAAUGAAGUUCAAGGUUUGUCCAACAGAAAGUUUUGCACGUGAGCACUUUAAAAAACAUGGAGUGGAACAUUACUGGGACCUUGCUUACAGCAUUUCAAUACUAGAGGCAUCAGAAGAUAACUGAACUUUAAUAUGCUUACUAGAAACCCAGUAAAAAAAAAGUGUAAAUUUACAGAUAAAAUUUCUAAACUUCUUCAGUUUUGUGUCUUGUCGAUAUUAUUUUCAAAAUUAAAAAGUUUCUCAAUCACUACAAAAACUUUUGGUAGAAGCUGAUUAUUUCCAUUUAUUUGUCCAAAUUAAAAAAUAAAAAGGAAUAAAAUAAAAUGUUUUUGUUUUCUCAGUGAAACAAAGUACAACAUCAGAUCAUCUAUAUGUAUGUGUAUUUUUGAAUGGCAAUACACAUUUAAUGUUAAAGUUUUUAAUACUUUCAAUAAUAAAGCCUUAGGCUUGAUAAUGGCAUUCUUAAAACUUUUAUACAGCUCUAAGAGAUAUUAGAAAACUUACAGUUUAAAUUAUUUUUUAACUUUUCUAAAUUUUAUUAAACAAAUUGCACAGUUAACAACAGUUUCCUGGUACCAAAGUGAACAUUAAGAUUUGUUUCUAGUUUGUACACCAGUGUUUCUUUAGUUCAUUCUGUAGUAAUAUAAAUUUAUUUUGGGUGGAACAGAGUUUGACAGAAAAAUAGUUGAUGAUUUAAUAUAGCUGUGGUAAUUGUAUUGUUUAACUUUAUGUGCUCAUUAUUUUUUAUAUAAAGUUCAAACACUAAAUAUCAUAGUUAUGGGAAAUCAUCAACCGUGUUUCUAUCAAAUCUCAGUCUGCUUAAAAAUAGUUAUAAUUUUGUUACAACAGAGAGUAGAGUGGGAAUUAAGCUCCGAGGAAACUGGCUGUAUGGGCUAAAACAUGACCUAGUGUUAAGUAACUGCCAGGAAACGUUUGUUACUACCUUCUCUUCAGUUUCUGUUUUUUCCAGAAAGAAAUUAGACUAACAUCUAAGUGUUAUUUUCACACUCAGUUCUGUAUAUGAAAAGAAAUUAAAAUAAUGUACAACUUGAACAAAAUGUGGAUAGCUAUAAUUUAGAUCAUGGUUGAAAUGUGACUUCAGGAGGGGAGGGAAGAAUCUGAAAUUCGUGGAAACUGUUUAAUGUUAUGAAUGUAUUUGUUUGAAUUUUUGUGCAGAAAUAAAAUAUAACCCAGAAAGUUA
Limulus polyphemus (Atlantic horseshoe crab) is the source of this 3149-nucleotide messenger RNA. RefSeq names its product U4/U6 small nuclear ribonucleoprotein Prp3-like (gene Prp3). Gene Ontology annotation, cellular component: U4/U6 x U5 tri-snRNP complex. Gene Ontology annotation, biological process: mRNA splicing, via spliceosome. The record is from RefSeq and is a predicted model, not a curated record. The transcript has 19 exons. NCBI's taxonomy places the organism in Eukaryota, Metazoa, Arthropoda, Merostomata, Xiphosura, Limulidae. Bases 126 to 2072 code for a protein of 648 amino acids.